Aureobasidium musti is the source of this 744-nucleotide messenger RNA. The record is from the annotation of a GenBank genome assembly. NCBI's taxonomy places the organism in Eukaryota, Fungi, Ascomycota, Dothideomycetes, Dothideales, Saccotheciaceae.
AUGAUGGCANAAAUCACAGCAGCAGGCGCAACUUCCGUGCUCCAGCACGGUGCAAGUUGGCAAGAAGCUGAUGACUACCUUAGCACCACCAUCAUCAAGGACGCAUCAUCCAAAGGUGUAGAAUGUAUCUACGUACCCNCCUUCGACCACCCUAAAAUCUGGACAGGGCAUUCUUCCAUGAUCGACGAAAUCGCAGUCCAACUCUCAGAAUUGACAGAAGAAGACAAUGCAGUGCCAGACGUGUUGGCAUGUAGUGUAGGCGGCGGCGGCCUCUUCAACGGCAUAAUGCAAGGCCUUGCCACCCACUCCUGGUCAAACACCAAAGUCUUAGCCGUGGAGACAAAAGGCACAGACUCGUUGGCCGAAAGCAUACGCCAANAAUCUCACAUCACGUUGCCGGCAAUCACUUCGCAGGCAACCUGUCUGGGUGCCAAAAAGGUGUCGGCAAAGACUUUCGAAUUGGCAAUGAUGAAUGAGCAGGUUCAAACUUUGGUGUUGAGUGAUGAGGAGGCUAUGAUGGGCACGUGGAGAUUGGCAGAGGAAGAAAGACUGUUGGUCGAACUGGCAUGUGGUGUCACGGUGGCAUUGUGCUAUGGAGAUCGUUUGAAGAAGGCUUUGGGAAGAGAGGUGUCGAAAGACGAUAAGGUUGUCAUCAUCGUGUGUGGUGGAAGCAACAUCACCAUUGAUAUGGUCUCUCAGUAUAAGAAAGACUCGGCGCAUAUUGAUGCAGAGCCAGGUCAGUAG